AGAGAGAGAGAGAGGGAGAGAGAGAGGGAGGGAGAGAGAGAGGGAGAGAGAGAGAGAUCCAGAGAUCGAGAGAGAUCGAGAGAGAGAGAUCGAGAGAGAGAGAGAAGAUCGAGAGAGAGAGAUCGAGAGAGAUCGAGAGAGAGAGAUCGAGAGAGAUCGAGAGAGAUCGAGAGAGAUCGAGAGAGAGAGAGAGAG
Hemiscyllium ocellatum (epaulette shark) is the source of this 195-nucleotide messenger RNA. RefSeq names its product RNA-binding protein 25-like. The annotation marks the transcript as partial. The transcript is spliced from 3 exons. The record is from RefSeq and is a predicted model, not a curated record. Lineage: Eukaryota; Metazoa; Chordata; Chondrichthyes; Orectolobiformes; Hemiscylliidae.